GAUGCUACCUCGCACUCAGCAUAUCAUAGUCAUCAACGCUUCAUAAAUAUUUUUAAACCAGCAAACAAACAUCAAUAGUUUAUCUUGAAAAUAUUGUAAUAUUAUUGAAAAAUUAAUUUUUUUUAAUUUUAUUUUUCAUCGGUAAUAGUUAAUUAAUUAUCAAAAAAACAAGCAUGUGGUUUACAUUGACAAGUGUAUUGUUGCUGGCGACAUUUAUCUCAGCACGACCAGAACCUCCAGUUGACCAGUAUUUACCACCACUAGAUCUACAAUACGGACCACCAAAUAGAAAUCCAACUGAUUUUAAUGGACAACCUGGUCAAAAUAAUAAUAAUCAAUAUUUACCACCAAGUCAACAAUAUGGUCCACCAGGUGGUUCACAAAAUUCUGGAUAUGAUGAUAAUUCAAAUAAUGCACCAGCAAAAUAUGAUUUUGAAUAUUCAGUAAAUGAUCCAGAAAGUGGUAAUGAUUUUGGACACAAAGAAAGUCGUGAUGGUGAUGUUACACGUGGUACAUAUUAUGUACUUUUACCUGAUGGAAGAAGACAAACAGUUGUUUAUAUUGCUGAUCAAAAUGGAUAUCAACCAGUUGUAACAUAUACGCAAGAAGGAUCUGGCAUUGGUGGUGGAGCUGGUAAUGGUUAUCCAAGUGGAAACAAUGGUUAUCAAUAUUAGUUAUCAUAAGAUAAACAUGGACAACAAUAUUUCGAAAUUAUUUCUACAUCAAUGUUUUAUUUUUUUUUUUUGAAUCAAUAUUUUUUAUAAUAAACACAUUUUUGGUUUUUU
Aphidius gifuensis is the source of this 785-nucleotide messenger RNA. Its product is annotated as pro-resilin-like. Gene Ontology annotation, cellular component: extracellular matrix. Bases 174 to 674 code for a protein of 166 amino acids. The record is from RefSeq and is a predicted model, not a curated record. The transcript has 4 exons. NCBI's taxonomy places the organism in Eukaryota, Metazoa, Arthropoda, Insecta, Hymenoptera, Braconidae.